This is a messenger RNA of Durusdinium trenchii, 525 nucleotides long. Lineage: Eukaryota; Dinophyceae; Suessiales; Symbiodiniaceae. The record is from the annotation of a GenBank genome assembly.
AUGAGUUGCAGAGAUCUCGCUCCUGGCGGAGUUCCUCGGAAAGGUUCGAUCAAGGUACUUUCAUCUUGCACGGGAAGCUGUGCAGAGGGCUCUGCCUUGGAUGCUUUGGGCAUUCCAUAUGAGCUGGUUGGGGCGUCAGAGAUUAACCCAUCAUUUCGGUCAGUCAUCCAAGCAAACUUUACAGUGAAGCAUUUGCACAACACGAUGAAGGAUCAGGUGGACAGUGCCGCCUGCCUUUUGCACAGAGACAGCUGUGAUUCUUGCCGUCUCACUCCAUGUGAUCUAGCCAUUUUUGGCACGCCGUGCCCUCCGUUUAGUGAGCAGCGAACGAAGCGAUACAGGAGUGGAUCGGUCAAAGAGCACCCACUGACCCGUGUUACCAUGGAGGACGCCAGAGACAUGAUCGUCCUAGGUGGCCACAAAGCUGUAGUGAUGGAACAGGUUCAAGGUUUUGAUCGAGCAGAAGUUGCUGGGGAUGCAGAGUUUACCCCAAUGAGAAGGCAAGACAUGUCUUCAUCUUGCUGA